Messenger RNA from Drosophila ficusphila, 3902 nucleotides. RefSeq lists its product as uncharacterized. Lineage: Eukaryota; Metazoa; Arthropoda; Insecta; Diptera; Drosophilidae. The record is from RefSeq and is a predicted model, not a curated record. The transcript is spliced from 2 exons. The coding region runs from base 1103 to 1603 and encodes 166 amino acids.
UAAGUUUCUAUAUUUUCGACGAUUGUUAAUAUGACACUGUGAGGAUUCUUAAAACUUCCCGCAUAUUCAAGUGCAGGGGAAACGUCGCAUAGCAACAGCGGGAGGAGCCAAAGCCGUCCAGGUGGAACGGGAAAUAUCGGACCUUGGACUGGCGCAGAGCGAAAAAGCCGGGAAAUAACGGUGCCGCUCUGGACCUUGGACUCUAGUCGGCAAGGGCAUCGAGGUUAAACGGUUAAUCCGCAGACUUUGGAUCCGCACAAAGAGGAGACGCCGUAAAUCAACGGGACAUCGAGGGACUUUGGAUCCGAUCAAGCGAGCCGGCUGGAGAAGGAUUACGGGACUAGCAUGGGAUAUAAAAGGACAGCGUAAGCACAACGCGCGGAGACUUAGGAAGGAGCAGCCACGGAAGACGGUCAUGUCAAAGACCCACGCCAGGAUAACAGUGUAGUGAAAGUCAUACGAGUGAAAGUGCCAGCGCGAGUGGAAGUGGAAACCAAGUGCCACUGUCUUCCGGAGAUCCGAAAGGUGCUAGGUAAAGUGUGGGGCGCAUCUACGAGUUUGAGGUACGACGUAUUUGGUGGAGUCCGGGCAGGGAAGUUGUGCUGCUAGGUGCCGGGUCGACAAAAUUCAGUGGAGUUGUGCGUGGCAACCGGGCAGAUGGAAAGACGAACAAGCGUAUUUCGAUUCAGAUCGUGAUGCUGAUCAAGAAUAUACAUACUUUAUGAGGUUUGGUGUGUCUUCUUCAAUGCGUUGCAAACUUCUGUCUGAAUAUAUAUUAAAAAUAUUUAAUACCUAUCUGCAAAGGUAUGAAAAGAUUAAUACAAAUAUGGAUUCAAUAUCCACCAAGGCAGCUAAUCGAAACGAAUAUUAUUACAUGCUAAUCACGAAGCAAAAUGACAGAGUAAAUUAGUGCUUCUUUCAUGCGGAAAUUAUAUUGAUCUCCAGACAGGUGAGUUCAACCCAAUUUUCAAUAAGCCAGCAUUACAAUAGCGAAGCAAUGUGGUCUAAAUACGUUCUUCUCUUUGGGGCAGUUCUUGCCUUUAACUUUGCAGUGGAUGUGAGUGAACAAAACAUAAAGUGAUUGAUUGGCUUGUGAAUAGAAAUGCAUUAUUCGUUACAGGAUGCAGUUGUUUUCAAGUUUACGAAUUUCCAGUGCAAGAGUUACAACGGAUCGUGGUUCGUUUUCAACUAUUACCGUCUGAAGGCGGUCAGUCGGGACAGGGUUCUGCUUAAUUUGAAUGGAACUGUUCUGCAUCCGGCUUACAACAUACAGCUUCACGCAAAAAUCUAUAAGAAGGCCAAUGGUUUCAAGCCAUGGGUACUGGAGUCCACUGUUGACGCGUGCAGGUUCUUAAAGAGGCACUAUGAUCCAUUCAUAAACAUCAUCUACAAUAUCUUCAAGGAAUUCUCAAACGUUAAUCACACCUGUCCCUUCGUGGGUGACCAAAUCGUCAAAGAUUUUUAUCUGAAACCGGAAUUAUUAAUUCUACCCUUUCCAUCUGGAGAGUAUAUGCUGAGGGGAGGCUGGUACUUCGAUAAGAAACUCAUAUUCGAUACAAACGUCAGCUUUAUUUAUGUGGAAGAUCUGCUAAAAAGAACAUAGAAUCAUAAAUUUUAAAUUAUUUGUCCAAUUGUUUCUUAAUCCUGUACCCAAAGGCCCAAUAAACAAUGUAAGGACAUGGAGAAGAAAUAGUCCUUGGCAGUUAAAUCGCCCGAAAUACCCCACGCCAAUAAAUUAAAGUCACAAAAGCCCGCGCUGAUUAGUUAGCUAUCGAUGUCAGGCAGGUAAAUAACAAAGUUUAACAAAUUACGUCAGGCUCGAUUCGAAAUGGCCAAUAAAAAAUUUGCAAAUCAAUGCAAAUGACAGGGCAAACAAUGGGUGGCAAGAGGGAAUGGGGAAUCGGGGGACUUUGAUAGGUGGCGGCACACAAAACCGAAAGCAGAAUUAAUUAAGCAAAGUGCGAGGAGCCGAGGGGCCGGGAAAGGGGGGAGGGUUUGAGAUUAGCAAAAGAUGUCAGUGUGUCACAAGGAUGCCGAUAAACGAGUUUUUCCCUCUUUCGAUUUUGAAUAUUAGACAAAUUGAAUUAGUUUUUUUUGCAACCGAAACAGGAAAAACGGGAAAGAUUAGUCAAAUGCCAAUGAAGAAGUCGAGAUGCUCUGCCUUUUAAAAUAAGACUUGUGACAUGUCUUUAAAUAUAAUUAUGAUACAAUUUAAUACGGAAUCUAGUUAUUCACUUGAAAAAACACGUUUUUAAUUCAUGAUUUGAGAUUAAUCAUAAGGGAAUUACGAGCAACUUAUUCUUAAUUAAUAUCAUUUCAUAAUUUGUACUAUGGUUAAUAUUAAAAAGAUUAAAUAUUUAAAUGCUUGUACUUUUCAUACCCUGUAGAGGGUAUUAUAAUUUCAGACUUCACUUGAAACUUUACCAAAAUUCUUGUAGCUAUAGGAUUUGGUAUAUAUGUAUAUCAAAUCACACGCAUGGGAUGAGGAGAAAUUUAGUUUAUUUUAUAUAAUAAUAAUAGACUGAAGUUCAAAAUGAGGUUCUUGAAAAACAAGAUUUUAAUAUUUUAUUAAAAAUAAUUAAAUGAUCUUCCUGUUGCGCCAAUGUGAAUGCUUUGAAUAUCAAAUCGCUACUUAUUUUAGUGCAUCAAAUUUCGAACACACAGGGCAUCUAUGAUAUUAAAAAUGGAAUCUGAUGUUCUUUCUUUUCCAUUCAACUUGUCAUUUAUUCAGCAAACUCUUCAGUUUUGAACAGACCUGUUUCAUACACUUUCGUUCAACUCAAACAUCUGCCGAUGGCCUAUUCCGUCCGAUUAAUGAAAGUGCAUCGGCAGCGGCAGCAGCAUGCAACUCACGGCGGCGGCAGCAACAGUUGCUGCAACAAGUUGCACUUGUGUGCGCCACUGUGCACUGAGGCAUGCAGGUGGGAGUGGGACGGAGCGAGGUGCGACAGGGACAGCGGUACAGAUGCCGAGGCACACAAACAAUAUAUGCUUUAGAAUUUUAGUUUAAUGAUUUGUAACCGGUUUUUGAGGUGGCAACUCCCGUGAGACGGCUGCUGCAGUUGCUGCAGGGUUAUUUGUGCCUCACCGCUCCCCGCUCGCCGCUUGCCACCUCUGUUUAAUUACACUUCUUCCUACGAACAACUAAAAAAUAAUAACAAUAGCGGAAGUUAUACAAAAGCCGCAGAACCGGCUGCUUAACAAAAAAAAAGAAAAAAGCACAAUAAAAUAACAAGGGUUGAGGAGAUAAGGCAAAGAACUCGACGGCGGAAGGGCGAAAAGAGAGCGGAGUUACCAGCGUAAAACAUGUGACGAAAGCAGUCGGCUGGAUUCGAGUUUAACAACAUUUAACUGUUGUUUACACUCUUGAUUGCCCUAUUCCGUUCUAACUAGUGCAGAAAGACCCGCUCACACACGUACCACUUCAGUUUUUCAAUAAUAUAGCAUUAUUCCAUCAAGACUAUCGGUCCAGAAACUCUAGCGUUUAUAAUCAGACAUCAUAGAUUUUAGGUCGCUUCAGAUCUGGGCUAUGAAAAACACUAAAUCGUAAUAUAUAUUUUCUUUUUUGAUAGCUAUAUAACAAAAUAAAAUCCCCUGUAUAAAGCUAAUAUUUAAAUAUUAUAUCCUCACGCAAGAUAUUGGAUUAUUAAUGAUUUCGUAAUUAUUUGAAAAGUUCUGGCAAAUUAUACAUAAUUAUUUAUUUUGUUGUAUUAUUUUUGGUUUUGCCUAAAUUAAGAGGUUUUGUAAAAGUACAAGCUAAAACACAAGUGUUUAUAUCACCGCCUCAAAAACCCAUAAAAGGUUAAUGGGAGCGUGUUUUCGCAUACAACUCGCAAAUAAUUUGUCGCCUGCCUUAAAUGCAAAGUCCGCGUGCAAAUUAAAAAGUGUCCCCUCGUUAAACA